This is a messenger RNA of Dendroctonus ponderosae (mountain pine beetle), 1549 nucleotides long. RefSeq names its product ceramide phosphoethanolamine synthase. Gene Ontology annotation, cellular component: Golgi membrane; endoplasmic reticulum membrane. NCBI's taxonomy places the organism in Eukaryota, Metazoa, Arthropoda, Insecta, Coleoptera, Curculionidae. Bases 181 to 1515 code for a protein of 444 amino acids. The transcript is spliced from 3 exons. Gene Ontology annotation, biological process: ceramide biosynthetic process. Gene Ontology annotation, molecular function: sphingomyelin synthase activity; ceramide cholinephosphotransferase activity. The record is from RefSeq and is a predicted model, not a curated record.
CCUGAUAGUAGUUGUCAAACUUAUUUAGGUUAUGUGUACCGUUAACAACAAAGUAAACUUUGCAGGCUGCCCUGUUUGGCUCAGUGUAACAAUUACGCAGUGUCCAGGCCGUAUUAAAUCAGUGAUAACCAGUCUCCAUGUCAGCACCGCCACUGUUCCUGCUGCUCUACCUUUGAAGUCAUGAAAAGUGAAAGCGCAGUCCCACUGGAAUGGACUAGUGAGCUUACGAAGGCCUACUUGCAGGGCCAAGGCCUGGAGUCAGGCAGUUUGCGCCUGCUGUGCGACGACAAUAGAGUGGACGGGAAAUGCCUGCUAUCGCUCAACGAUCUGGACUUUACAUUGGAGCCGAUCAUCCGGCUGACACUCAGGGACCGCAAGUUGUUGUUUAUUGUGUGCAAGGCGCUGCAGAGGGACAAUCAUGAGGUGCUGGCCGGGCUGGGGGUAGUGAGUGAGACGCCCGAGUCCAGUAUUUUCGCGCAACAUCAUCAGCCCAAGUUUGAGAGCGAGUAUGGGGAUUUGGAGCACGUUUCCCCGACGCUGUCUGAGGACGGGCGCCCGUUGCGUUUGCCGCCCGAUAAAACCAAAGCUUUGCUGAGUUUCUGCUAUGUGGUGGCCGUCACUUGGAUCACUGCCUUUGUUAUGGUGAUUGUCCACGACAGGGUGCCCGAUAUGAAAAAGUAUCCCCCGCUUCCAGACAUAUUCCUCGACAAUGUGCCCCAUAUCCCUUGGGCGUUUGAUAUGUGCGAAGUCACUGGCACUUUGAUGUUCACCAUUUGGCUCAUCGUGCUUCUAUUCCACAAGCACAGGUUUAUUCUCAUGAGGAGGUUCUUCUCGCUUUCCGGCACCGUCUUCCUGUUGCGCUGCAUAACGAUGCUGAUCACGUCCCUGAGCGUCCCGGGGACUCAUUUGCAGUGCAAGCCGCGCAAUAACUUCCUCCAGGGCUCCACCCCUUUCGACAAUCUCACUAAGAAGCUGUCGCAGGCCUACAUUAUUUGGAGAGGCGCCGGCAUGUCUAUUCAGGGCGUGCGGACCUGCGGCGACUACAUGUUUAGCGGCCACACCGUCGCCUUGACCACCUUGAACUUUUUUAUCACCGAAUAUACCCCCCGAUAUAUCUACUACCUUCAUACGCUGUCCUGGAUGAUGAACAUGUUCGGGAUUUUCUUCAUUCUGGCGGCCCACGAGCACUAUUCCAUUGACGUGUUUGUGGCCUUCUACAUAACCAGCCGGCUGUUCCUCUACUACCACACCUUGGCCAAUAACCAGGCGCUAAUGCAGCGCGACUCUACACGCACAAGGGUCUGGUUCCCGCUGUUCUCCUACUUUGAGGCGAGCGUGGAGGGAAUAGUGCCCAACGAGUACGAUACGCCUGCCGAAGUCACCAGGCAGUUCUGCGGCUUUGUCAAAGAACUGCUAGUGGAUGGCUUCAAUUCGUUGGCUUCCAUUUUCCAAAGACAUGAAACUGUUGCUGCCGUGCAGUCCAACGCAGCUGCCAGCAGUAAGAAAACUAGCUGAGACCUGGGUAAUGGAUUAAUUUAUUUUUGUUGAA